Molecule: messenger RNA, 4658 nt
Organism: Cervus elaphus (red deer)
Lineage: Eukaryota; Metazoa; Chordata; Mammalia; Artiodactyla; Cervidae
Gene: ZKSCAN5
Product: zinc finger with KRAB and SCAN domains 5
Exons: 5
Coding region: 1466-3442 (658 amino acids)
Biological process (GO): regulation of transcription by RNA polymerase II
Molecular function (GO): DNA-binding transcription factor activity; RNA polymerase II cis-regulatory region sequence-specific DNA binding
Source: RefSeq, a predicted model, not a curated record
GAUCUAGAAGUCUUUUAUGAAAGUAUCAUUGUGGUUUUGCAACUCUCCUUCAUUCAUUUUGUUGUCCUAAGGCUCACGUCGACAAAGCUCUCCAGUUCCUAACUGCACUUCUGGCUGUUCAGUCAUUCAUGUGAUGUCUGAUUUUAAGCUGUGUUUCACAAGGAGCUUUAGAGUAACUGACCUCUCUUUCUCUCCUUCAGUCCCUGUCACCCUCACCUCACUGUUACUAACCUCUAUGAGACACGUCAAGGAGGAAAAGUUUACACCUAGUAUCUCAUUUAGGAGGAUACAUGUCCACAAGCCUGUCAUCUCUAAUCAGAAUCUCUUGCUAUGGGGUAUAUUUUCUUUUUUUAUUUGGCCAAGCCCUGCUGCCUGUGGGAUCCUUGUACUCCAACCAGGGAUCGAACCCAUGGCCCCUGCAUUGGAAACACAGAGUCUUAACCACUGGACCAUCAGGGAAGUCCCUGGAUUUAUUUUAGAAUUUAGAAUUUUUAAGAUUUAGUAAGAUGAUCUGAUUUAUACACCAUCCGGAUUAGAGGUGGGACCCCAUAUUUGUUGUUGUUGUUGUUUAGUUGCUAAGUCGUGUCCAACUCUUGUGUUGCUGUCUUUUCUGCCCUGUUGGCCAGGCCCAGCCAGUUUGCUUAUUCCGACAGAGAAGACUGGGUUGGGUGGUUGGUUUGACGCUCUGGGGCAGGCUGCACCCUCACGCCUUUGAUGGCACCGCGGGCUAGUUUUCUGUCCCUGGGACUCAUCUGGGCUUGAGAGGGCCAAGGUCAUUUUCUUAAAAGCUAGAAACAGUGAGUUUCACAGGAACUUUAAAAAAAUGAAUGGACUUAUUUAGGAUGUAGUUAUUCUAGUUAUUCCAGUUAUGUUGGAAAGUAGUCUGUACUCAUAAUGAUUGCUUCGGGAUAGACUGUGUUCAUCCCUUUCUUUCAUGCCUUGUUUUGACUCUAGCCACACUGCGGGGUUCAGGUCCGUCUCUGUUUCCGGCUUUCAUCUCUAACCAUUGUCUCCUCUGUUUUGGGUCUUUGCUCAUCUUCCUAGUCCUUGGACACAUGCAGGCUCCACAUGCAUAUGUUAAUACAUCUCUAGGACCCGGGACGCCACAGGAAGGUCUGAGUCGUCAGGUGAAGGGUUGAUAGCACGUGGAUCUGUCCAGGUCAGGGUGCACGAGGCAGGUCCGGAUGCCCCAUGAAUCUCAGACAAAGGAGCAGCGGAGGUGACAACAGAAUGUCAGAUGGUCACCAGCAUCUGGAGACCAGACCCUCCAGGCGUUGCACGUGUGGGUCACUGUACUGCGAAGGCACCUUGAUCCCACCUCGUUCCAUCCCACCCCUCCUUCCAGAGUCACUUCCUGUGGAAAGGCUUUCCUGCUGCUCCCACCUCCUGCUGUCAACUCCACAGAUGCCCCACCUCUGUUCCUGCUGGAACUCGGGUGAACCUUGAGGAUAAUGCUCUCUGCCCUAUGCUGGCAUCAGACAGUGAGGUUUUGAAAGCGCUUCCUGCUCUCCAAGUUUCCUCCCUUCCCCUGAAGGACAGCCAGGAGCUGACAGCCUCGCUCCUCUCCACUGGGUCCCAGAAGUUGGUGAAAAUUGAAGAUGUGGCUGACGUGGCUGUGUCCUUCAUCCUGGAAGAAUGGGGACAUUUGGACCAGUCCCAGAAGUCCCUCUAUAGGGAUGACCGGAAGGAGAAUUAUGGGAGUAUGACUUCCCUGGAUUAUGAGUCCAGGAAUGACAACGUGGAACUCACAAUAAAGCACAUUUCUGAUGAAGCUGAAUCAUCCUGGAUGACUUCAGGAGGCCCUGAGAGAACUGUUCCCUCGAGUCAGGAGUUUGGAGAAGUUAGCGACCUUCAUGGCAUGGUAGAAAGGUGGCAGGUCCACCCGCCAGGGGGGCGAUCAAGGCAGACCCCUCCCCAGAAGAGAGAGCUCGGGGCCAUCACCGACGUGACCCGGAAGCCACCCACCAGCGGCGAGAGGGGGCACAGGUGUAAUGACUGCGGGAAGUUCUUCCUGCAGGCCUCCAACUUCAUCCAGCACCGGCGAAUCCACACGGGCGAGAAGCCCUUCAAGUGUGGCGAGUGCGGGAAGAGCUACAACCAGCGCGUGCACCUCACCCAGCACCAGCGCGUCCACACCGGCGAGAAGCCCUACACCUGCCAGGUGUGCGGCAAGGCCUUCCGCGUCAGCUCCCACCUCGUCCAGCAUCACAGCGUGCACAGCGGCGAGCGGCCCUACGGCUGCCCCGAGUGCGGGAAGAGCUUCGGGCGCCACUCACACCUGAUCGAGCACCUCAAGCGCCACUUCAGAGAGAAAUCCCAAAGAUGUGGCAGUAGAAGAAGUAAGAAUACAAAACUGAAUGUCAAGAAGAAAAUUUCAGAGUUUUCAGAAGCGGACAUGGAACCCACAGGCAGACUCCAAAGAAAUGUGUCUCCAGUUCAAGAUUUUGGAGAAGGCCACGAGCACCAGGGCAAGUUGGAGAGAAAGCAGGGAAUGCCCAUGAAAGAGAUACUAGGACAGCCCUCUUCAAAGAGGAUGAAUUUCAGCGAAGUCACCUAUGCCCACAAAAAGCCCUCCACUGGAGAGAGACCCCAUAAAUGUAAUGAAUGCGGGAAGAGCUUUAUUCAGAGCGCACAUCUUAUCCAGCAUCAGCGGAUACACACUGGGGAGAAACCGUUUAGGUGCGACGAGUGUGGGAAAAGCUACAAUCAGCGUGUGCACCUCACUCAGCAUCAGCGGGUGCACACGGGGGAGAAGCCUUACACCUGCCCCUUGUGCGGGAAAGCUUUCCGAGUGAGGUCUCACCUGGUCCAGCAUCAGAGCGUGCACAGCGGGGAGAGGCCCUUUAAGUGUAACGAGUGUGGGAAGGGCUUUGGGAGACGGUCACACCUUGCUGGGCAUCUGAGGCUUCACUCGAGAGAGAAGUCCCACCAGUGUCAUGAAUGCGGAGAAGUCUUUUUUCAGUACGUUAGCCUCAUUGAACACCAGGUGCUCCACAUGGGCCAGAAAAAUGAACAGAAUGGUGUUUGCGAGGAAGCAUACAGCUGGAACUUAACGGUGAUCGAAGAUAAGAAGAUUGAGUUGCAAGAGCAGCCUUAUAAGUGCGACGUGUGUGGCGAAGCCUUUCAUUAUAGUUCAGACCUCAUUCAGCAUUACAGAACUCAUACCGCAGAGAAAACCUAUAAAUGUAAUCUGUGUGGAGAAAGCGUUGGCCAGUGUCCCCACAUCAACCAAUAUCCUAAAAGCUAUUGCAGCCUGAAAGCCCAUCAGUGUAAUGAAUGUGGCAGAGGUUUUGCUCUGAAGUCACAUCUCAAUCAGCAUCAGAGGAUCCACACUGGUGAGAAACCCUUUCAGUGUAAAGAAUGCGGCCUGAGUUUCGGUUGGAGUUGUAGCCUCUUUAAACAUCUGAGAAGUCAUGAGAGGACAGAUCCCAUAAAGACCUGAGGUGUCUAGAGGUUCCUAUCAUAGAACGGCUCUUACACAAUUUUAGAGACGCCUUCCUGAAGAGUAACCCUAUUCCUGUAACAAAUGUAGUCACAACCUCAAGCAUCUUCUUCAGCGUAGCCAUCAAACCUACAGAUAUGUUGAGAUCCUUUAUUUAGAACUUAGGACACCGGAGCAUCCACAGCAAGUACAGAUCUGCUUUCCCAAUGGGAAAGCUAUCGUUUCCAUCUUCAUUCGCAAGAGUCUAGACAGGAGAGAAAAAUACGGUGGGCGGGGGGGAAGCCUUCAGAAGGCACUCAUUCUUCACGUGAGUCUAAAAACAUUGACACUGGGAGAAGCCUCAUGAACUCGGUAGAAAUAAGCUUCAUUUGUAGUUUCUGCCUUGUUUGACAGCUUAUCUAUUCAGGGAAUAGCACAGUGAAAGAGAGAAACUUCAGCAUGAUCUUGGUGUUGGUAUCUCAGCAACGAACCUCAGCGGUAAUGCCAGCCACUGGAAUGCUCCAGGGGUCAUUCCCAUCUUGAGUAUUUUAAACCCUUUGAAAAGAAAUUGAUUUUUAAAGUAUUUAUAUCUGGGUGAAAAUGAGGUUCAGAGGCUGGAUGGUAUGUGUUCUUGCUGCCUUAUUCAGUCAACAACUUCUUCAUGAAACACACUCUACCUUUUUGUUUUGUCUUUGAUUCUCCUGGCACCAUGGUUAGCUAGUAGAAAAAAAGUUACGUUUUAAAUUCAGGAGAAACUGUGUUGGUCUGUCAUGUCUUAGGGAGAGGGGAGUGGGACCUUAAGGGAAUAAAGCAGACAGGCCAGGCUGUGGACUGGUGUUUAUUCUGUUACCCACACAAAUGAGGGUAACUUUGUCCAUAGAAGGAGUUGGACCAAAUUGAAUUGAGAAUUGAGUUGUGGUCCAAGCAAUAUGUGUGCCAACUCCCAGUUGCCCUGGAGUGGAUCUCCCCAAUAGGAUAGUGGAUAAAGAAUGAAUUUCUACUUGGGUUGCCACUGGAUUGGAGAGUAAACAUUCAUAGAAGGAGGGAGGUCCGGGUCUGGUGCACCCUGCCUUUUGGAAAGGUCUUAGAAGGAGUGAUGGGGGAAAGACGAUGACAUGGAAAAGAACGUUAACGCAAACCUGUUUGCUAGAGAGACGGUGAGAGGCUUUUGGGCACCACUGAAGUCCUGCUUCUGCUGAUGGCCUGAAUUACAAUAAACACCUAAUGAAUACCUGUU